This is a messenger RNA of Hansenula anomala, 1620 nucleotides long. RefSeq names its product M20 family metallopeptidase. NCBI's taxonomy places the organism in Eukaryota, Fungi, Ascomycota, Saccharomycetes, Phaffomycetales, Wickerhamomycetaceae. Bases 1 to 1620 code for a protein of 539 amino acids. Gene Ontology annotation, cellular component: fungal-type vacuole lumen. Gene Ontology annotation, molecular function: metallocarboxypeptidase activity. The transcript has a single exon. The record is from RefSeq and is a predicted model, not a curated record.
AUGAUCUUAUCUUUGAUAAGUUAUUCAAUUUAUACCCAUAUUUCAUGUUUCAACGAGACUGCUAUUGAAAUUCCACCAAACCCAUACGCUAAUAUCAAACCAUUACGUCCAAGUGAUUCAAAGAAGGCUCAUUUCAUCUACACAGACCCUGAAUUCAGAAACAAAUCACUAGAAACAUAUCAAGGUAUUUUACAAAUCCCAACAGAAGUUUAUGAUUUUACUCAAAGACCAGAAAUUGAUAUUUCAGGAUGGGAACCUUUUUUAAAAUUACAUGAAUAUCUUGAAGAGACAUUUCCGUUGGUGUUUAAACAUUUAAAAGUGGAAAAAAUUAAUAAACUUGGAUUGAUUGUUACGUAUCAAGGUUCUGAUUCCUCAUUACCCCCAUUAUUAUUAACUGCUCACCAGGAUGUUGUCCCUGUUGAUACUGAUACUUUGAAAAGUUGGAAAUACCCACCUUAUUCAGCACAUUUUGAUGGUCAAUUCGUUUGGGCUAGGGGUUCUGCUGAUACUAAAAAUUUAUUAUCAGGUAUUUUUGAAACUUUUGAAGAAUUGUUAAAAGAUGGGGUUAAGCCUAAAAGAACCAUUAUAUUUGCAGGUGGUUAUGAUGAAGAAGCUAUUGGAAGGUAUGAUGGUGCUGUCUCAUUAAGUUCGUUCCUAGAGGAAAGAUAUGGUCAUAAAUCCUUCUAUGGUCUAGUUGAUGAAGGUGGUAGUGUUUCGAAAUUUGGAGAUUCAUGGAUUGCAACUCCAUCCAUUGGUGAAAAGGGUUAUUUAGAUAUUUAUAUUGAGCUCUUCGUUCCAGGUGGGCAUUCAUCAAUCCCACCAGAUCACACUUCAAUUGGAAUUGUUGGUGAAUUGACUACAUUGAUUGAAUCUAACCCAUAUCCUUCAGUUUUGACACUUGAUAAUCCUAUUUUGGAUUUGUUAAGAACCGUUGGUGAGACUUCAAAUGAGUUAGAUGAUUCUAUCAGAUAUGAUUAUAUCCAUGCUAAAUUUGAUGAAGGCGCCCUUAAGAGAACAUUGGAAAGAUUGACUAAAGAAAAGGGAACAAAAUACUUGGUUCGCACAAGUCAAGCUAUUGAUAUCAUUCAAGCAGGUGUUAAAAUCAAUGCUUUACCUGAAGUGUUGACAUUGGGAAUCAAUCAUAGAAUCUCAUUGGAACUAACCGCUGAUGAAAUCAUUCAUAACGUUGUGGGUCAUGUUGAAAAAAUUGCUAAAAAGCAUAACCUGGGCUUAACGUGGAAUAAUAGUGAAGUUAUUCUUGAUACUACAGAUGAAGGUCAUUUCAAUGUUUAUUCAGUGCAAGCUUUGGAUCCAUCACCUUUAUCAACCACAAAUGAUAAGACUUGGGAUGUCUUUGCAAGUAGUAUCAAACAUACUUAUGAUGAUAUUGUGUUCAAAAGUUCAAAUGACACAAUUUCAGUGGCACCUUCUUUGGUUGGUGGUUAUACGGACGCUUCAAGAUAUUGGCCUUUAACAGACCACGUUUACAGAUUCAUUGCAGCUACAGGAGCUGGUUAUGAUAUUCAUGCGAUCAAUGAACGCUUUGAAUUUGAUAGUCAUUUACAAACCAUUGCGUUUUUGUAUGAUUAUAUCUUGAACGUUAACGAGUAUGAUAGUUGA